Phragmites australis (common reed) is the source of this 453-nucleotide messenger RNA. Its product is annotated as probable E3 ubiquitin-protein ligase ATL44. The record is from RefSeq and is a predicted model, not a curated record. Gene Ontology annotation, biological process: protein ubiquitination. Gene Ontology annotation, molecular function: transferase activity. Lineage: Eukaryota; Viridiplantae; Streptophyta; Magnoliopsida; Poales; Poaceae. The transcript has a single exon. The coding region runs from base 16 to 453 and encodes 145 amino acids.
UCCGUCAACUCCUACAUGGUGGUCAUCCUUGCCUCCCUCCUAUGCGCCCUUGUCUGCCUCGCUGGCCUCGCCCUCAUCACGCGAUGCGCCUGCUGCCGCAGCCGCACCUCUACCGCGAGCAAUAGCAAUCCUAAUAGUAACUCCAGCUCACUGACGGCACCCAAAGGAUUGAGGAAGAAGGCCAUCGAGGUGCUACCCACCGUCUCCUUCGGCGACCAAGGAGGAGGAGGCAGAAGGCCAUCGGAGUCGGAGUGCACCAUAUGCCUGGUAGAGUUCGCAGAGGGGGAGCAGCUGCGGGUGCUGCCGCACUGCACCCACGGCUUCCACGUCGCCUGCAUCGACGCCUGGCUGGGCGCCCACGCCAGCUGCCCCUCCUGCCGGACCACCAUCUCAUCAUCACCAAGGAGGCGGUGCGGGAGGUGCGGGGCGACCUGCGUGUUGGGGAAUGGGUAG